Myxocyprinus asiaticus (Chinese sucker) is the source of this 3064-nucleotide messenger RNA. RefSeq names its product drebrin-like b (gene dbnlb). Gene Ontology annotation, biological process: regulation of actin filament polymerization; postsynaptic actin cytoskeleton organization; neuron projection morphogenesis. The record is from RefSeq and is a predicted model, not a curated record. Gene Ontology annotation, cellular component: site of polarized growth; postsynaptic density; actin filament. The coding region runs from base 129 to 1592 and encodes 487 amino acids. Lineage: Eukaryota; Metazoa; Chordata; Actinopteri; Cypriniformes; Catostomidae. The transcript is spliced from 15 exons. Gene Ontology annotation, molecular function: actin filament binding.
AGAGUUACGUUAGGGUGUGCGCGCGCUUCCUGUCUGCGUAGAGCCGAGAGAUCUCCAUCUAUCCCUGGAGUUUACUGCAGCGUCUGUCCCCGAAGUCGGACGGUCAAAAAUACACCGGUUUCCCCGUAAUGGCUGUGAACCUGAGCAAAAACGGCCCAGCCCUUAUCGCGGCCUAUAACGAGGUGGUGGAUGAGAAAUCAGAGACUAACUGGGUCCUCUUCACCUAUGAGGGCAACACUAAUGACAUCCGAUUGGCAGAGAAAGGAGAUGGUGGUCUGGAGGAGUUGGUUGAGGAGCUGAACAGUGGGAAGGUGAUGUAUGCUUUCUGCCGCGUACAAGACCCCAACUCUGGCCUUCCCAAAUACGUCCUUAUCAACUGGACUGGCGAAGGUGUGAAAGAUGCCAGGAAAGGACAGUGCGCAAACCACGUGAGCGCCAUGGCUAAUUUUCUUAAGGGAGCUCAUGUAACGAUAAACGCACGGGCAGAAGAAGAUGUGGAGCCUGAUGCCAUCAUGCAGAAAGUGGCUAAAGCCUCAGGAGCAAACUACAGCUUUCACAAAGAGUCCAACCGCUUCAAAGAUGCCGGCCCCCAAGGGCCAGUGGGAUCUGUUUACCAGAAGACUAAUGCCAUGUCUGAAAUAAAAAGGACUAAUAAAGACACUUUCUGGGCCCAAGCAGAGAAAGAUGAGGAAAAACGUCUUAAGGAGGAGAAGAGAAAGGCAGAGGAGGAGAGACAGAAGCUGGAGAAAGAGAGGAAGGACAGAGAGGUCAAGGAGGCAGAGUUACGGGACAGGAGAGCAAAGGAGAAAGCGUCACAGAUAGAUGAACAGAGGCCAUACCAGCAAAAGCAGGAAGUAGAGAGUCAAGCCCAGGAGAAACCGCAAAGGUGUGUUAAUGUUCAUCAGGAGGAGCAGGAGAGGGAGCAUGCAGCACAGCAGAAACCCUUUAAACGUGGCGAGUCAGUGGAGAAAGCCAACGAAGCCGCGUCUCUCAUCUCGCAGCGAUCAGUUAAUCCCAGAGAAAUGUUUAAACAGAGAGAGAUGGGCAUGACCCCUGCUUGCACAGACAACUCUCAGUCCAGUCCAAAACCAGGGCGAUUGAACAGCCCUUUUCUGUCCAAGCAGUCUUGUGAUCCAGAGCCAUUUCGCUCUCCUGUGCGUCAGGCCUCACCUUUACAAGCCAGAGAGCCCAGUUUUGAGGAGCAGCCCAGAUCAGAAUAUGUGGAACCAGAGCCAGAACCUGAGCCAGAGUAUGAAGAUGUACAAACAGCUGGUGGUCAUUAUGAAGCGCACAUAGAUCAACAACAACAACAGCAGCAGCAGCCACAGUAUGAGGCCGUCGUAGAACCAGAAGCCAUCUAUGAGGAAGCAGCACAGGUGGAGGAGCAGAACAUAUAUGAGCAGGCAGGUGAUCGUGGUAUCUGUGCCAGGGCUCUAUAUGACUACCAGGCUGCUGAUGACACCGAGAUCUCAUUUGACCCUGAUGAUAUCAUUGCCGGCAUUGAGAUGAUUGAUGAGGGAUGGUGGAGAGGAUACAGCCCUGACGGACACUUUGGAAUGUUCCCGGCUAAUUACGUCGAACUUCUCCAAUAAAGUCCAGCAUACGCCCCCCAUCAGAGUCGGGCUACAUCGAUUUGCCCUGCGUAGAUUCAACAAAUCUCUGGCCUUCUGAACAAAAUGGGUCCAGUAUACUUGACUUAAGAGACUUAAACUUAAAUCAUGGACCAAAAGAGUGGAAAUCAUGUGACCAGUGGGUAUUUCAAAUCUCAGAACAAUAUUCCAUACUGUAUUGGUAGUUUUCUUUUGGUAAUUUUAUUUUAUUUCAAGUGGUCCACAAAUUUUACAAAACAAUACUCAGACACUUUGAUUUCAAGUAUGCUGGCAGAUGCCCCAAAAUAGACAAUCCAGGAAUCUGGCUGUGUCCAUUCACGUCCCUUGGAAUAUUGAAUGGUUAAAAUUGAUGUGCUUGUGGUGAUAUUCCUGUGGCAUUGAAGUAUCCUUUUUGUACCUUUUCCUUUUGAACAUUUCAAAUGUUUGGAUUUCAACAAGCUGCAACUUUUAAAUGAAAAAAAGUAAUUAUUGUUUGGUGCAGCUACGUUUAUAGUAUUUGGAACGCAAUGCUCCUGUUUUGCCUUGUAUUUUUACCUUCUUUACUCCACAAAACCGAGUUUGACUGCCUUGCUUUCUUGAGGAACAUAGCACAAAUGUUUUGCUGCAAUAAAGUUUACCGAGGUUGGACUGAAAUAGAGUUUAUUUGCUGUGCUCUCUUUUGCCAGAUUUAGCAACAACUUUAUUCUUUAUUCUCUUGAAGUGAUAACAUCAAGAGUGAUUUAAAAUCAGUCGGGACCGGGGUGGGAAGUAAUUUUGAGACCUCAGCUUUCUCAUCUACUCCGAAAUGUGGAGAAUAUUAAUACUGUGGCUUUUGUUUUUUGUUUGUUUUUGUUUUUUUUUUAGGUUUCAGGGAACCAUAAUUUUUUCAUCUUCUUGCCUUUGGGUCACAGAUGGAGGUGAAAAUAUAGAGUUCACCCAAGAAAUCCAAAUUCUGUUAUUAACAAAAAAAUGUUUUCCCAAAUCCAUAUUACUUUCUUUUUUCCAAGGGACACAAAAGGAGAUGUUAAUUCGAAUGGCAGCCUCAGUCACCUUCACUUUCAUUGAAUAGAAAAAAAGAUGCAAAGAAAGUGAAUGGUGACUGUCAUUCGGUUUUGGAAUGACAUGAGGAUCAGUAAAUGGUGACAGAAUUUUAAGCCUUUAAGUCCAGCCUUUAAGUCCACUGUGCAUUUAGACAGUGAUGCCUUUGUGUGGAUUAACUGAGGCUUAAAGAAACUGUGAUUUAUUUAGACUUUUGCAUUGUUUUACUGUUCAAACUCACACUUUUACUGUCUGUGCUGUGCCAAUAGGAGAGUAGGGGGGAAAAGUAAUUUUGAGGACAUUUUCGAGGUUUCAUUUUUAAUGUUUCAAAGUCAUUCAACAGUGGUGUAGUUCAUGUAGUCAUUGUGAAUAUCUAACAAGUCUGGAUAAUGUUGUAACCUUAAUUAAAAGAAUAAAUAAAGAGUUUUAAAAAAGAA